UUCAGAAGUUAUGGCAUGAAAACCAAGUGAACAAGCCAAUAUGCAAAUUAGCACAGGCCCGGUAUCACAGUAUAUUUUAUCCCCCGUGUAUUUUAUCCGGGGGACAGUAUAUUCUAUCCGGCCGGAUAGAAUACUCUUAGUGUAGAAUAUCCGGGGUCCGGAUAUUUUAUCCCUCUAAUAAGAAAAGUUUCUGCGCAUACGGUAAACGCGCGGGACCAUUUUGUUGGGACCGUCGCUGCUCUCAUGUAUACCGAGUUGAAUCUGCACGACUGCACUCUCUUUCUCUUCGAGACACAGCGGUUGCGCGGGUCUGCUCGCAUUCACCUGCAACCUGAGCCCCACGCUCGCUGGGAUAUCCGGAUAACACCGUGCACCAGUAAACAAAAACAUGGCUACUUCGGUCGCAGUGUUUCUGGUAGUGUUGCUCUUUUCCCUCUAUAAACAGAGCUUCGGAGAGCCAAGCCUUGCUCUGCUACAAGUAGAUAGCUCCGUGAGGAAGGAGACAUUCUGUGCCGUGUACAACAAAGAUUGGGGCUCCGUGCCUACAGGGAACCGGCCCUCAACCUGGUUCCCAGCAGAGGAGGCCAGUGAUCUCCUGGCCUGUUCUCACCAGAGCCUCUCACAGGUAGGAGCUGCCGUGGUCAGUCUCCGUGGCAACUGCUCCUUCUGUGAGAAGGCCAGUUACGUGGAAUCUGCAGGUGGAAGUCUCCUAGUGGUUGUCUACAAUGAGUCUGAUUUGUGGGUGGAGCCAGUGUGUGCGUUGAGAAACCACACCCCCUCCAUCCCCGUCCUACUCGUCAGCAAUGCCACUGGUUGGAGCAUUCUUCACUCUCUCUCCCUCUUCAAUCUCACACUCGGACCCUUUGUACCCCCACCCGCCACCUUUGACCCUUCCGCCAUUGUUACUCUUAUUGUUGCCGUGGUUACUGUAGUGCUGGGGUCCUAUAUUGCCAACAGUCCAUUUAAGUUUAUGAGGUAUGGUUUACUGGUGAGGGAAGGAGAGUCUUAUGGAGUGGCAGCUCAAAACCAGAGAAAGGAGAAAGAAGGCGGGGCCAAAGUGUUUGUCAUGACACUGCUCUCCAUCCUGGCAUUCCUGGCCCUCAUCUGCCUCGUCCUGUUGCUCCUCUACUACUUUUACUACCCCAUGGUGUACAUUGUGAUAGCCGUCUACUGUGUUGGAGCCAUUGUGGGGGUCUUCUCCCUCCUCUCUCCAUUUUUUGCCCUCCUCCCAAUCUUCAGGAACUGCAGAGUCCCGGAGAACAAGCUGCCUCUGUUGGAAUAUAGACCAGACCCAAGGUUUCCUCUAGCUCUCUCUCUAUGUGUCUGUCUCACUGUGUGGUGGCUGGUUGAGAGACACUCAGACUAUGGUUGGGUCCUACAAAACAUCCUUGGGUUUGCAUUUCUCGUUCACAUCAUGAAACGAAUGAUGUUCCUGCCUACUUGGGUGGUUGCUGUGGCAAUGAUGUUUCUGUUCUUCUACGAUAUCUUCAUGGUGUUCAUCACUCCUUUCAUCACCGAGGACCAUGAGAGUGUGAUGGUGAAGGCAGCAACAGGGGGAGGAAGGGGAGGGGGAGAGAAAGAUACAGAACUUCUCCCAAUCGUAUUCAUUGCCCCAAAGCUCCUCCCAUCUCUACUGACCCAGACCUGCCCCGCAGACCUCACAGGGUCUCUGCCAUACAGUCUGCUUGGCUAUGGAGACGUGGGGGUCCCUGGGCUGUUGGUUGCUCUCUCUCUCCAGUUUGACAUGCGGAGAGGAACCGCCUGCAGGUUCUGGCCUUACUUUUGUGUCGCCAGUCUUGCAUACUGUGUUGGACUAGUCUGCACGUACGUCGCCCUCUUCCUCACCAAAACAGCACAGCCAGCACUACUCUAUCUAGUGCCCACCACCCUUGGCUCAGUGGCAGUGCUGGCAUUGUGUCGGAAAGAAUUUAAAUUCUUCUUCACAGACAAAAUGAGAGCAAAAGAAAGGAGCGUCGGGGGAAGAAUCACAGGCUCAGUACAGCCAGACUCAGACACAGAGUUCAGUGAGAAAGAAACGUUGAUAGACAAAUAGCCAUUAUCAGUUCAUGUCUCUUAUUAGUGUUGUGUGUUCUCUAAAUCAUUAUCAACUG
Molecule: messenger RNA, 2111 nt
Organism: Geodia barretti
Lineage: Eukaryota; Metazoa; Porifera; Demospongiae; Tetractinellida; Geodiidae
Source: the annotation of a GenBank genome assembly